UUUAUUGGUCUGUAUUUCUCCCUCAGACUCGCAGCGAGGCGGCCAUGACGGUUUUGAGCGGUCACGUGGUGGUUUGUAUAUUUGGCGAUGUAAAGUCGGCUCUGAUCGGUGUGCGGAACCUGGUGAUGCCUCUGAGAGCCAGUAACUUCCACUAUCAUGAGCUGAAGCCCAUCGUGUUCGUGGGCUCUCUGGAGUAUCUGAAGAGAGAGUGGGAGACGCUACACAACUUCCCCAAAGUCUCCAUCUUACCCGGAACUCCACUGAGUCGGGCCGAUCUGAGAGCCGUCAACAUCAACUUGUGUGACAUGUGCGUCAUCCUUUCAGCCAAUCAGAACAACAUCGACGAUGCUUCUCUGCAGGAUAAAGAAUGUAUUCUGGCGUCUCUCAACAUCAAGUCCAUGCAGUUUGAUGACAGUAUUGGACUCCUGCAGGCCAACUCUCAAGGCUUCACUCCUCCUGGAAUGGAUCGCUCGUCUCCGGAGAACAGUCCCGUACAUGGAUUGGUGCGGCAGGUGUCCAUAACCACCGGAGCAAACAUUCCCAUCAUCACAGAGCUCGGUGAGACUCAUAUUACACUCACAUUUAAGCACAAAUUAAUACUUUUAUUCA
Sinocyclocheilus anshuiensis is the source of this 609-nucleotide messenger RNA. Its product is annotated as calcium-activated potassium channel subunit alpha-1-like. Gene Ontology annotation, biological process: potassium ion transmembrane transport. The annotation marks the transcript as partial. The record is from RefSeq and is a predicted model, not a curated record. NCBI's taxonomy places the organism in Eukaryota, Metazoa, Chordata, Actinopteri, Cypriniformes, Cyprinidae. The transcript has 3 exons. Gene Ontology annotation, cellular component: postsynaptic membrane. Gene Ontology annotation, molecular function: large conductance calcium-activated potassium channel activity.